AUGGAAAAAAGUAAAGUGUCGAAUGUUACCUCGAAAGAUUCUACGUUUAAAAGUGAGGCCACUGCGCAAAUAUCACCGGAAUACGAAGGUACAAAUCCGGAUGAUUUAAUAUUUCCGGAAUGGAGUGAUUCCGAGUUGAACGCUGAGAAAUGGGAGAGGAGUAAAGAGAAAACUAUAAAUGAAGAGCAUAAAGACAAGCAAAAUUUGGAACCUGAGGCUAGUUCCCCGAAGAUAGUUUUACCCCCACCACCUUUACCCUUUCGUGAUGCGCAUAGUUUUACACUACCUGCGAGUCUACAGGUUUACAAAUGGAAGAAACCGGAAGUUGUAUUUCCAAACAAAACAUUUGUGGUGUUUAAAGACGGAUCACAAACCGGAUAUUCGGAUUUUACGAAUGAUAACAAUCAUCUUUUUGGUUCUACGUUCAUGAUUGCUUUCAUUACGAGUGUUGGUAUGUUGGAGUUUAUGGGUAAUGCAAAUAUGUGGACAAUAGAGGGCGCUAGUGCUUCCUAUACUCCUAAUACUAGUGAUGAACCCUGGAGAGGCUGGCAUCAUGUUUAUUCUGCAUGUAAAGCCGGAAGAGGGCAGAAACAUAAACCACAAGUUAAUAAAUUAGGGAAGUAUAUUUUGAGAAUAUUUUGGAUGGGGUCAUGGCGUCGUGUGGUAGUAGAUGAUUUUUUACCGGUUGAUUCAAAGGAUAGACUUUUAUUACCAAAAGUAAAGUCUUCUAUAAUUAAAAUUGAAGAUAUUAAGGUGAAUAAAAAAGAUAAACAGAAGAAAAAAGUGGAUGAUGGUGAGGCUAAUGGUAAUGAUGAGGAUGUGGUGGAGUUGUGGCCAUUUUUGUUGUGUAAAGCCCUCUUGAAGGUCGCCAAUCUUUCGUGGAUUGAAGAACGUGAAACUUAUGAUUUUAAUAUUAUUUCCGCUUUGACCGGAUGGGUCUGUCAGAAACUAAACACGUUAAGUUUGGAUUCCAAUGAAAUUUGGGACAUUUGCGUAACCUACGCUCAACAUUACACUUGGCCGGAAGACCCAGAACCCCCAGCACCUUCAGAAAAAUCCGGAAAAAGUAAAAAGUCUAAGAAAGAGAAACCCAAACCAAAACCACUUCCUGUUGUGGAAGUAAAACCUAGUCCCUUUUGUGUCAUUGCGAAAAUUGUAGACACCCGAGGUGAAUCCUGUGGGUUAUCCGAUGAUGCACCCCAGUUACCACCCUGUAGGAGUCAUCUCUUCCUCCUGAAUCAAAUCAGAGAUGUACCCUUUGAUAAACCUGAAUAUAAACCUGAUUUAGCUAGGUGGAAGAGAUUCAGAUGGGUGCAUUGGGCUAGGAUGCAAGGGUUGUACAGUGAUGAAGGAUCCCCAUUGAGGUUCCUUCAAAUAGUUGACUUUUUUAUGAAUAUAGAAAGUGAACCAGAUUCUAGAAACCCUAGUAGAACCAAAGCGGAAGAAGGGACUAGGUUAUAUUUGGAUAAUGGGGAUGACUCUUCUGAGAUUGAAAGGAGGAAGACCCAAUUGAAAAGACAUACCAAUUCAGAUAUUAUCAUGAGGUCCCACCGUCGUAGAUCUGCUAGUGCAACCAGGGAGGAUAAUACAUCUAUAGAUACCAUGGUUACCAACCCGGAAACCCAAAAUGAUCCUACCCUCUGGGUGGAUUUCUAUCAGUUUAGUAAAUAUAUUGAUAAUAUGUACAUUUUCUUCAAACCCAGUAUGAUGCAUAGCCAUUUGAAGAUUACGGAUGUGCAAGAAAAACGUCCCCAAGUACCAAAAUCUACCAAAGACCAUAAAGAGAAGAGGAUCAUUUGGCCCUAUCAUCUGAAACUCUAUUCAAAUGAACCUUUGUAUUUUUUCUUGGAUACCAUGGAUCCUAAGAUGUUGAUUAUCUCCUUUAGUCAUACUGGGAAUAGGGCUAUUUUGGAACAGAAGUGUCUGGUGGUUCAUUGUAACCUCACCAGUUUAUGGCAGAAGAAGUUUACCUUCUCGGAUAGGUGUAAUUUACAAACCCAUGGGAAUAUUGUGAUGGAGAAGUACGAUUGGGAGACUGAGACCUUUGGGGAUCAUGUCCUAGAAGUUAAUACAACCGGAAAUAAAUCUGUUUCUAUUUCUUUGGAUGCAGGGAGACAGGUUUUGAGGUUAUGGAUAAGCUCUGUUUCUUCUUACCAUAUUACCCUUCUAAGUGAUGUGGAUGUGGAAGUGGGACCUCUGGAGUUUAUCCUGGAUAAGAUGCAGUUGGAAAGUGAAAGGUUCCUGCAGUUUUGCUUGGAUCAUGGGACCGCUUUUGGGAAUGUUAUACAGGCGUUUGGUACACCGGAGUUUCCUGGGGUGCUUAGACAAUUCUAUCAGAGUUUUUACCCAAGUAUACAGGGUGUGACUAAACAGGAUAUAAAGGAUUUACAACAGGGUCUUUUAGAGUUGUAUGGUGGUUUAAUAAAACAGAAGAACCCUGAAUGUGGGGAGGUUAUAUAUUGUCUAAGGGUUCUCUUUCUGAAUCCUUCCCUAGGGAAGGACCUUCAUUGUCCUCCUCAGAAACCCAUAAGAAGUAAAGAAAAAAAGGUGAAUCCUAAGAUUAUAAAAAUUGAAUCACCUCCCCAGUGGGAUGAUGAUGAAUGCCUGAGUCCGGAAUCUUCUAGGUCUAAAUCUUCUAAAUCUAGUGGGGAUGAUCUUAAAAAAGAAGCGGAAAUGUAUUGGGCUGCUUGUAAGAUACAAGCUUUCUUCAAGAUGAUCUAUGUUAAAAAUUAACAGUGUCAUGAUAAGGACCACCCCAGGUUUAAUAAAGUCUAUGAGGUUUUGAAGACAUUUUAUAAAAACUUUCUAAAUGUGGAUAAGAGAUUUGAAUUCCUUCCUGGGUUGUUUCGAAGGUUAUUGAUGAUACCCAAUGAAGGUGCUUUGUUAUCUUAUUAUCCAUGGUGUGAUGACCUUGGAUCUGUUAUCAAUAAUCAAAUUAUCAACGGGAGUGUUACAAUCUCUAAUGAGGGUUACCAAUGGGUACCUAUUGGAAGGUUUGCCUUUUUUAUUGACUCACCUUUUGAGGAAAGCGUGAAGAUUGUGUUGUUUACUAAUAUAGAACAGUUUGUGGUUAGAGUGUUUAAUAAUGAUACUUUGGAGGAGGUUUUCCGUGGGGUGAACUGCGCAUGCGUCGCGGGUUAUACCUGUAAUGCUAAAGGGUAUACCCUUUUGGGGUAUGGGUGGUCCACAGAGCAAAAAACUUAUUUUUACAAGUAUAAUUUUAUUACCAUGAAGCGUUUUGAUAAAUAUUCUUUGAUUAUUGAGGAAGAAGAAAGAGGACGGCUUUGUUUAACCCAAGGGUACCAUCAUAAUAAAAAGGGGAUCAUAACCCAAGUGGCAUUAGGUAUUACCAAUGAUGUUUCUUUGACUUUGAAAUUACGAUGUAGUUAUGAUCAGGUUUUGGUCAAAUUGAGAUGUCUUACUAAGGAAGGUAAAUUGGUUCAGGAAAUCACCGGAAAAGGGAAUAUUAUCCUUCCUGUUUUGAAUUUAACUUAUAUUAAAGAAGAACCAGUUGAAGUGGCUCCUAAAUUAUCAAAAGUUAAAACUUUUAAAACAAGUAGAAAGAGUUUGACCUCUGUGUCCUUGGUAAAUUUAAAAAAGAAAUCAAGUAGUGUACCUGAUAGAGAUAAAAGAAGUCGAACAGGGUCUUUGACCUCUCGUAGGAGUAAUCAAUCGAAAAAGUCUAGUUUGAAGGCAGAUCCAAAGUGUUUUUAUUACCUGGAAGCUUUGGUGUUGAAAAAUUCUUGGCCUUUGACUAAAGAAGAAUGGAAGCAGUCUGAUAAAUUAACCAAAAAGACACCUUCAAAAUCAUCCUUAAAGUCUAAAACUAAAUUAGGAGAUUAUGAUAGUCUGCCAAACCCUAAAUGGUCACUUGAAUUAUUGUGUAAUGAAGAAGAUGAAGUGCAAUUUACUGUAGAUCAAAGAAGAAGUAAAGAAAUGAAGAAUAAUAAAUCAAAAUGGUUUGAAGGUGAUCCCCACAGACUAGAAAAAGGUAAAAAGUUAAGGGAAACGUUUUUGAAAGAGAUUAUACAGGAGGUUAGUGAAAGUGAUACCAAAUUACAAAUUGAAGAAUACGAGUAUUUAUAUAAUGAAUCAUUCUAUGAAGAAAUUGAAGAAGAUAAAACUGGUAAUAUUUCGGAACCUAGUAGGACCUUGGUACACCCUGAUAGCACUAGUAAAACUAGGAUACCACUUGAUUAUAACCUUUAUACACAAUCAUCUACAUUGUCUGAUUAUGCGAGUACCCUGAUGACCCGUAAAGAAUCAAUUGAAGAUAACACUAGUUAUAUUUCAAAAACAAGUAGUAAUGGAAGUUAUGUACCAGGAAAAAAGUGUUAUGACUUUUUAGAGGAUACAGAAGACGGAUUUUUGAAGAAACCUGAAGAUUUUGAGCAGGAUAUCAUUAUGAAAGCGAAAGCAAUUGAUAAUUUUAUGGAAUACCAUCAGAAUUAUAUAGAGGAUAUGAAAAUAUUUCGUGAAAAUUGUUUGAAGAAAGGUUUUAAGCUUCAAAAUUGGUUUGACGGAAUACGUUGUGAUUCUGAAGUGUUACUUCAAAAUGCUUAUGGUAAACGCGAUAAAUUGAUUGGCGAAAUGUUUAAAAAGGAUCAGGAGACUAAUUCUCCUAAAAUAAAAGAAGUCAAAGAGAAAAAACCUGAUAAAAAGGGUAAAAAAGGUUCAAAAAGUGGAAAAUCUACAAAAGUUUAAAUUUAAAUUAAAAAAAAAAAAAACUUCAAAAAAUUAAGAAAUCUGGUGCAAAAUUCAUUUUAAUGCUAGUAAAUUUUGAAAAAUGUUAAAAAUAACCCCGGAUUUACUUUUCUCGACUCUGGAGUCGAUGGAAGAUUUACGAGUGACGCGCCCUUUGCCCAUCAGCCGGGAUAUAAAUCAAGUUAAUAGUUUCCGGGCUGAUUAAUGUCGCCGUUUUGCGUCAAGUUGCGCAAAAAGUCACAUUUGAUUAAUACAAAGAAAGCAAAUACACAUCUAUCUAAAAUUAAAAAAUAUAUACGUUUCCUACGCUGGAUGGAUUUUCUUGAGUAUUUGUGAUAUCCGAUAUCGGGACUGCUAUCCAAUGUUAAAGCGAGCGUACUCGUAAAAGAAAUCCAAAGCUCUCUGGGCAAACCGUCCCGAGAGUGUCCGGGAAAAGGCAGGAUAACGCCGGAGAGGUAUCACGAUUUGCUCGAUUGAUCAAUGUUAAUACACCUCUGGGGAACACGAAGGAAAAAUCCUUCAGACAAAGAAAAUGUGAGAAACGCACGCAUCAAGGACAAAAGUCUAUAAAAUAAGAAUAUGAGUGAU
Dalotia coriaria is the source of this 5292-nucleotide messenger RNA. RefSeq lists its product as uncharacterized. Lineage: Eukaryota; Metazoa; Arthropoda; Insecta; Coleoptera; Staphylinidae. Gene Ontology annotation, molecular function: calcium-dependent cysteine-type endopeptidase activity. The record is from RefSeq and is a predicted model, not a curated record. Gene Ontology annotation, biological process: proteolysis.